Molecule: messenger RNA, 10734 nt
Organism: Esox lucius (northern pike)
Lineage: Eukaryota; Metazoa; Chordata; Actinopteri; Esociformes; Esocidae
Gene: nlrc5
Product: NLR family, CARD domain containing 5
Exons: 47
Coding region: 3972-9536 (1854 amino acids)
Biological process (GO): inflammatory response; positive regulation of MHC class I biosynthetic process; positive regulation of MHC class II biosynthetic process
Molecular function (GO): protein binding
Source: RefSeq, a predicted model, not a curated record
AACAAAUCUAUUUAAAUAUGUUUCAUUUAUAUUGAAAUAUAUUCCAAUAUAUUAAUUUUGCAUACGGAAGGCAUCGACAAUAUCAUUGACAACCAGUGUAGUUGCUGUAAUGGUAAUGUUCAAAAUGCAAUUAUCUAAUAAAAAACCCCCAUAAUGUUUAUUUACCAAUGUCUCCAGGGGGGUAUUUCAUCAAGGCAGAUAAACGAAAAUCCAGGCUCAUUUCAAGUGUGGCUAAUUUAAGUGAGAGUUCCGUUCCAUUACUGUGGCUUAUAGGAGUCCCUGCUCAGUAACCAAGGUAACUUAUACCUCUGAACUAACUUGCUCCCUCGCAGACUAAAUGUCAAGGUUAAUUUAGCUGUGUUUCAAAGAAUGUCCAACAGGCGGAAACAGAAUUCCAAAAGACCGUUCAGUGUAUUUUCUUGCACUUUUGUCCUGUCUGUGUUCGGAAACAUUAAUUCAGACUUUUUUCUGUCAUUGUGACCAAGCAUUGAUGUUGAAGUUAAGAAAAGCAUGUCUUACCACUUUCACUGUCUUCAAAAGCCAACAGUUAAUUGACAUAGGCCUAGAUUAUAGCUGAAUCUCAAAUCGCAUAGUACAUACUAUAGUACAAUUAAAGUAAGUACUUCGCGGAAGAUGGUAAAGUAUGUACUGUUUAGUAUAUAGGAAGCUAGUAUGCCAGUAUUUGGACUGAUUUGGACCUACCUUGUCAUAAUAUUGUCUCAACAUUACAUUUUGGCACAUAUUAACAUGCCAAGUUUGAGUAUUUUGCUAGACACCAUUAAGCAUUGUGUUAAACUGACUAACAUUUCUUAUGAAGUUUACUUCCACCACAAAUAGCUUCUAUGAAUUGUAUGGCUUUUGCCACUGGCUGUUUUAAAAGCUUAUAUGCCAGUAAUACUAGAAUCUUACUGCUUGGAAUAGUCAUGAGAAUUAAGUAAUUGCUAGUGUGACUGAAGACGAACUUUACACUACCAAAGCUAUUUAAUUUCAGGACACAGCAACGUUCAACAUUGAUGCAGUAACAAUCAAUAUAGGUGACGAUAACUGACUUUUUCGUCAAGUGAAAAGACAAGAGAAUCGUGAAAACUCAUCCUCUUUCACUGCGCAAAUAGUUGAUGUCUAUAUUACCCCAAAAGGCAUGCAUGGAUGCUUACUUCGAAAAUCCACCAGAAAUAGAUCACCUGGGAACUUUUGGCAUACUAUUUUCAGCGUACAUUGGUUUGAGACAUACUAAUCUUCUCACAUACUGUACUAAUCUAGCAUACUUUAUAGUAUGCAAGUAUGUGAUUUGAGAUUCAGACUAUAUAAGCAGUGCAUCUAAAGACAAGCCAAUUGCAACCAAAUGGCAUGUCCAUUCCUAAACAACCCUGUAGAUGAACAUGCUCAGAUUCUACAAAAAGCGUUUACAACACCAGCCCCAAGGGUCUUCAGAGACAGAAGUUCUCCACUAGGCUUUCCUGAUGAAUAUCUGUGGGAGAGGUACAUGUUCAGCAGGUCCAGCAAAGUUUACCUAUGCAGCCUGCUGGAACCACACAUAAGGAAGCACACUCAACGUAGCCAAGCCUUGACCACUGUUCAGUCCCUCUGCAUGGCUCUGCGUUUCUUUGCAUGUGGGACAUUCUUGUACAGUGUUGGUGAUGCAGAAGAUCUUGCGAAGGCAACUGCAUGCCAGGAAAUAAGGGUAUGCCUUGCUCUAAAGCAGUACCUGAAUAUUUUCAUCACUUUCCCUGGUCAUCUUAAAACACAAAAAAAUCAAAGAGGCAUUUUAUUCAAUUGCAGGUAUGUGAUCAUUAAAAUAAAUGUAAAGUAGCCUACAGGUUGACAAGCCUCUGCAUUUACGUAAUCCUCUUUUUCAGGCUUCCCCUAUGUUAUAGGCACAAUAGACUGUACCCAUGUGCAUGCCAGUCCCUAUCUGGACCUGUGGAUGCAGACUAUGUCAAUCGGAAAUCUUUCCAUAGCCUAAACGUAAAGGCAUCUACUGGGGGCAUCUGUCAACAAACUGUCAGGCAGAAUAGUACUAAAUGGAUUUGGAUGAAAUGUGCACAUAGAUUUAAAUCCGUUACCCUGGGAGUUGUUCACAGAAAUGUCAAUUUCAUUGUCUGCCUCACACAAAGCAGUAAAUGUGCUGUAUGGAGAUAAUGUUUCACCUUAUCAGCACAGAUUAUUCAGAAAAAAUCGGGUAUGUCCUUUCCUAAUCAAGUAGACUAUGUCAUAGCACUAACAUGUAGCUGCAGAAGGACGAUGCAAAACCACAUUUGAAACCUCACACAAUGUCAGACCCAAAAUUAUUAUUUCUGUAAUGUGAGCAAUGUUAGGAACUGGAAUAAUUCGGAACUUGAAUUUACAAUUUGAAAGUCACCACUGCAUCAACUCUUCUAAGCCUGGUUUGAGUUAACUUUGACAAGACACGGCUAGAUUGGGUCAAUUUGAAUGGCUUGAGCCUUAAGUGGAAGUUGGCGUUCAUUCAAACCGGGCUUUUUCAAUUUGGCGCAGAUUUCAUUAGCGGUGUCGAUGGAAUACCCCCUAGGAUUUUAGCAAGGGAUGAAAACGAAGGAAUAAGACGGUAAAGAUAGUUUCAUAUUCACACAUUCGACUACUCCAAUGUACCGGUAAAAGUGUCAUUGGUCUGCCGACCCCAGAGUGCCGAGUGUCGGACAAGACUAUAUCAACGUGCCGGAGAAAGGACAACUUAGGGACCGGGGUAAAAGUGCAGUCAUCAGAACUAUUACUUUUUAUGAUACAGUUGGUAGCUUAUUACUUGAAAUAUAUAUUUCAAAAUGUAUAAUAUAUAAUAUAAUAUAUAUAUAGUGUUACUCCAUAAUUACUCGAUUUACGUGUAUUCAUCUAUCAUUAAUUCCUUGGUCAUUUGAGCUGCUGCUUUUUCAGAAAGAUCACAUCCUGCAAUUUAAGGCAUCAGCAAUUGCAUUUUGAUUAGUUAUAGGUUCAGUCCAACACUAUCUGUCGUGGCAGGGUGGGGACUGCACUGUUAAAAGUUUUUACUGUUUUCCAGAAUUUGGAAUGACAUCUCUGCUUAUCUGCAUCCCUCUUAUAUAGUGAAAUACUGUAGUGCUAGUUUGGCCUCUGGAAUAGCUGACCUGCAGGAUCACUUUGGGAGAAAUGUGGCCAAUAGCAUAUCUUUCUUGACAGAUGGUGGGCGAUAUACUCCAAACAACUGUAAUAUUAAAAUGGUUUCCUGAUUUAAUACUUUGGUUAUUAACAUCCCAUAUGAAUACAGAUAAAAUUAAGAAGCAAGACUGAAAGUUGAUUGUCUUUCUAAAUGGCCAUGAUUCCACUCUAUAUUUGUACCCCUCAAGUGCAAUAUCUACACCAUGUGCUUUUUUAGAUAACAACAUUUCAGAUAAAAUAAAAACACCUGGAUUAGAUUGAGAUUAAAAAUCUUAAUAAAAUAAAUAUACUCUGUACAUUUAGGUGUACUCUGAACAUUUCUUUAAUGUUUUUGGAUUGUCAACAUAUACUGGAUUGUUAGUGCUGUUUAUUAUUGUUAAGAUACUUGUGUGAUUCAAUUCUAUGGGGACAGAACUACUACUUACAACCGUGUAGUAAUACAAUAAUCAGAUAUAAUACUACUUAAAGCAUAGGUUGAGCUGACAUAAUUGUUUGUUCAAAUCAAGGUUGCAUCAUUUACAUAAUCCCUCUUCUCAUCUAUGGCAGAGGUUGAGCAAUAGGACUACAAGAUCAAGUCAGUGGUUACCUAACUUGAUGUCGAUUUGGCCAAUCACUUCCUUAAAGGUUGCCUUGUGAGGUUGAGGAGAAUAGCACACAUUUAAUCUCAUGUCAAAUCGUUUUUUCAUAUUGUGGACUAUUUUCGAAAGUUUCAGGCAAUAGGUUUAGUAUUAUUUGUAACUAAAACCAAUAGUAAAUAAGUAUUUGAGUUAUAGUUGAUUGAGAUUAUAAUCCUGUUCUACUGUUUUAAUUAGGCUAAUGGUACAAAUGUGGCAUAUGCUGUGCAGAUGGCUAUGGAAUAUGUAAAAGUGGAGGAAGAUGUCCACAAUGUAUUGACACAGGAAAUCCAUGAGCUAAUAGACAUUCUGAGCAAUCAAGAGGAUGACUUUCUCAACAAACUCUUUGGAAUAAUGGAGAGAAGAGUGCUUGAGCAGCUGUUGCACCUUGCUAGCCACAGAGAACGCAUCAUGGGGUUGUUGGAUUACUUGAGGGUUGCAGACCCAGCUAUCUGCCGACGAUUUCUACAAAUGGUCUGCAUGAACUAUGACAUGCCAAUGCGUCUGGAAUCACGACUGAUGUCUGUGGCUGGACCUGUGACUUGUGAUCCCUGGCCUAUACCAGGAAAUGAACCCCCAUCCCACUUUGAUCCAGUGAAGGAAAACAACAGUCAUACUCUGGUUGAUGAGUAUACGCCAUCUCAAGAGAGCUGUGUAAAACGCCCACGAAUGGAUCAUGUGGAAAGCUACAAGGCUUCUGUGAGUACAUUUUUACAGCAGAGAUGGGAGAAGGUAAGGCAAGGUGUAGUAAAGGAGGUUCGUCUGGAAGAGGCAUGGGUCAGUCUGCGCAACAGAAAUCCUUUUAGACCCAGAGACAGAGCUGAAAGAGGUCCAAGUCCCUCAGAGCUUCAGGAGAGGGGCGAGGAUGGGGCGGUGGAGGACAAGGUGACAGUUGAAUCUCUCCUCCAUUCAGCGGCUCAAAUCACACUGCUGUUGGGCCAGGCUGGCUCAGGGAAGACACUGCUGAUGUACUGCCUAGGCCAGCGCUGGGCUCAGGGUGCCUUCCCCUCCUCUCAACUACUGUUCCUGCUAGAGUUCCGCCAGCUCAAUCUCGUAGUGCAACCACUGUCUCUGAAAGAACUACUUUUUCGCUGUUUUCUUUCACCCGAGGGUGGCGAGGAGGAGGGUGUCGCUGUGCUUGACUUUAUUCUCCACAACCCUGAGAAGAUAUGCUUGAUCUUCGAUGGUUACGAUGAGUUUCACACAAAAAUUACCCACUUAGAGACACAGAGCAGCUCCUUUGACCCACUGAGCCCUGUCCCCAUGGCAGAGUUGAUCGCUGGGCUGUGUAGUGGCAGGAUUCUUCCAGGAUGCACCCUGUUGAUUACCUGCCGGCCUCGGGAUGUAACAGACCUGGAGACAUUGGUUGACUGCAUCCGCAUUGGGUGGCUGCUUGGCUUCAACAAAAGCAGUGUGAAAGAAUAUGCUGACCAGUAUUUUCAGGACAGGGGUGAGGAUCUGAAGAAGAAGGCUGUGGGUCACCUCCUGUCCAACCACCAGCUCCUCACCAUGUCUUACCUGCCUGCUCUCUGUCAUAUCUGCUGUGUAUGUUUGGAGCACAUGUUCUCCGGUGGCAUGUCCCAGACACAGGCUUUGCCAACCACCCUCACCCAGGUCUACCUCCAGAUCCUCUUUGCCUUCCUGAGCCAAUGCCCAGGGAGUGACCCACCCGUGCUGGAGACAUUCUGGGCAGAGGUGACACAGCUGAGCCAGCUGGCCAUGAGGGGUCUGGAGGCGAGCCGGAUUGUGUUUCUCUCUGAAGAGGUUCCAUCGAACUUGCUGGAUUUUGCCACUAAGGCUGGUCUUCUCUCCCUGGUGGACCUGACCCAUGAGAAUGGAUCUAAAGGCCAAGGCUACGUCUUCAUGCACCUCACCAUGCAAGAGUUUCUAGGCGCGUUACACAUCAUGACCAGCAAGGACAUCACAGAGGCCCUGCUCAGGAAAAAGUUCAACCUCAAGUCCCGCUGGACCACCAAGUCAGACCCCAAGAAUGUGUUCACUGACUCCCUCCACCUGUAUUUGUGUGGGUUUGCUGCCCCAGCCUGCUCUUCCUACUUAAUCCAACUUGUUAGGGGAGUGGGGGCAGCAGGGUGGGUGAACAAACGCCAGGCACUAGUCCUUAAAAUACUCCGGAGCCUGGCAAUGAGCACCACCCUGACUGGGCCAAAGUUAGUAGAGCUAUGCCGCUGUGUCCAGGAGACUCAGGAUGCCCAGCUGGCCAGGGAGGUGGUGGGUUCACGACCCUGCUUUGAGCUAAGGAACAUCAGGUUAAACCCUGUGGAUCUGGAUGCCGUGGCCUUUGUUGUCUCAUCUGCUGGAAUAGGCUGUGGGCUGGACUUUGGAGCCUGUUCCAUGGAACUAGAAUGUCUUGAUAUUCUACCCAGCUGCCAGCACAUUGACUACCUAAUUUUUCGUAGCCGCAAGUAUGAUGACAAAUUUGCAGAUAAGCUGUCAUGCAUUCUUCCCAGACUACCAACCAUGAAAAGAUUUGAAUUUAUUUGUGGUAACCUUACUGAUGUGGGAGCUGCCAAACUUGCUAAAGCCCUGAGAAGAUGUCCUCAGAUCAAACAGCUCAAUUUCAGUGACAACAGCCUGACAGACAGAGGAGUCAGGGAAAUUGCAGACAUCUUUCCAAUAUUGCCCUGCCUUACUUCAGUCAUGUUGGGAAGGAAUGACAUCGCUCUGGAUAGUAUAUUCACCCUCUUAGAGAAAAUGAUUUCCUGUGCCUCGCCUGGUGGUCUGUAUGUUGAUGGCGUGAAGGACAUCAAUGUUGUCCUUCACUCAGAAUUAAAAUGUUUUAAAACUGGCCUGACUGUCAGGCUGUUGAACUGCAGAUUCACUACUGACCAGAUGAACACACUGUGUCAGUUGUUAUCAAGAUGUCCUGUCCUCUAUGUACUGGAUCUAUCAGGAAGCCACAUGAAAGCUGACACUCUCAAGGCCCUGACAGACUCUCUACACAAGCUGAAAAUCUCCAAACACAUUCUUUUGAAUGGUAGCUCUAAAUCUGUUGAAGAGCUGAUGGUUUUGACCAAUUUCCUGUCAGUAUGUCCUGAUGUGGUUCAAGUGAAUAUAAGUCUCCAAGACCCUGUGGAUGUCUCCAUACAUUUCACUGGGAGCAUAGAGAAUCACAAGACUUCAAAGAAACUGUUUUUGGUUGGCUGUGGUCUUCGCUCUUCACACUUGGACCUUCUGUGUAAGAAUUUGGAACACUGCUCUUCGCUGACUUUUCUGGACAUUUCCAAAAAUGCUCUGGGAAACAAAGGUCUGAAGAAUUUGCUAGAUCUCUUACCUCAUCUUGGCACCAUCCAGGAAAUCAAUGUCAGUGAAAAUGCAGUCAACAUGGAAGGGGUGGUGUUUCUAGCUAGCAAACUCGCCUCACACAGGAACAUGAGCGAAGUGAAUAUCAGUCAUGGGGGGAAGAAGAAUCUUUUCCUAAUAUUCCAGUCCAAUAAAAGAUUACAAUCAGAACCCCUUCAGGCCUCACCAGAUAAGGAGCACUAUCAGAAACUCAGCCUAACACACAGCAGUAUCCAGCCCAGUGACAUGGCAAAGCUGUGUGAAAGACUAGUUCGGUGUCCUGGCCCCCUGGUGCUGGAUUUCUCCCAUGGUUCCCUGAGAGAUGAUGCCAUUGAACGUCUGUUGAGGAUCCUGCCUAAAAUGACAUCUCUUCAGCUGCUCAAUAUGAGCCAUGUCCAGAUGUCCACAAAUGGAGCAUUGCUAUUGGUCAGAUCGCUGAUUGACUGCCAGCAUGUCAGAGCUGUGAAACUCAUGCCCCAAGGAGAAGCCUUCAUCAAGUUUGCCAACAGGAAAACAGACCAAGCAACUUGCAGACUGACUCAGUACACGCUGACAAUUAUGGAUGUGGAGAAACUCUCUUGGAUCCUGGAGCAGUGUCCUCGUCUGUCAGAGCUGGAUUUAUCCAGUAACCUUCUGAGAGACGAGGGAGUGAAAAGCUUUGCUGAUUCUCUGCCAAGGCUGCGGAUUGCCAGCUCAGUGAAUCUCAAUGAUAACAAACUUACCCAGAUGGGGGCGCUCUACCUGGUGAACACAGUCACAACCUGUGAAAAGGUGGUUUCAGUGGAAGUCAGUCUGGGAACUGAAGAGAGGUCGCUAAUUCGAUUUGAACAGCAAAGUGACUCUGGCAAAACUCUAAGUCUGAGAGAGUGUCAUUUUGGGACAGACCAUCUGCAGAGACUAGCAGACAUUUUGACACGAUGUGCUGCUCACUUGGUCAAACUGAGUUUAAUUAACAAUGGACUGAGUGUUGAGGUGAUUGAAGACUUAGUUAAGCAGCUGAGGUGUGGUCACAUCCAAUGCUCAAUCAGUAUUGAUGAGACAUGGAUCACAGCUGAAGCUGCAGUAAACCUGGUCUCAUGCUGCCUAAACCUGAACCCCAAAAUACACACCAUCAGGGUGAACAAAACUGCUGUACACAUUACUUUGGAGGAAUGCACAAAUCACACUCCAACCAGUGCUGACUCAACAGACAUGGCUAGCUCUCUGUCUACCGUGACCAUCAGCUUGGUGGACUGUGAAGUGCAAGGGCACCAUCUAGUGUCACUGUUGACUGUGUUGCACAGAUGUGCUCUGCUGCAGGAGCUGGAUUUAUCCCACAACAGUCUUGGUAGAGUGGGAGUAGAGUGGCUUUGCUCUGUCUUACCGUCCUUAACUAGUUUGAGGAAACUCAGUCUUGAAUCAAAAGAAGCGUCUGAAGAUGUAGUAUUGCUGCUUGCCGAUGGCUUGUUGCAGGCUAAAAGCAUUGAGACCUUAAAUUUGUCUGGCCAUGUGAUCAGCGACAGAGGAGCUGUCCUUCUAUCUACAACACUCCAGAAACUGCCUCAUCUCAAAACAAUCAAUCUGUCCCAUUGCUAUGGUUGGACAGAAGCAGGGGCCUUGGACAUUGUCCGAGGGCUUGGACAGUGUCGCUCUCUGGAAGGGAUCUGCCUCGAGUCUGUAGAGCUGGAUGAAGGGAGCACUGAGUGCCUGGCCUGUGGUCUCCGUUCAAUGACCUCCUUGAAGAGGCUUAAUCUGAAUAAGAAAGUUACCAUGGCGACCGGAUCCACUGGGGAGGGGGCCACAGUGGUCCUACUGGCCUCUCUGGAGGGGCUCAGCGGAAUGGAGGAGAUAGAGUUGGAGGGGAUGAGGAUGACAGAUAAAGGAGUGGGGGAGCUUAUCAAACAUCUGCCCUCCUGGAAAGGCCUGAGGAAGAUCAGCCUGUCAGAGAAUCAUAUAAGUGACCAAGCAGGAGAGAGGCUGUUGCAGGCUCUUUCAAGCUGCACAGCACUGGAGGAACUCAAUCUCUCUAGGAAUAACCUCAGCCUUGCCAGUGCUGCAAAGAUGGAACUGGUUCUGCCCACUCUCACUCAUCUCCAGGUUCUAGAUCUUUCUGAGAACAGGUUUGGUCCAGUAGGAUCUGUCAGUAUCUCCAAAGCCUUGAGCUUCAUGAAGCAUUUGACCAAGAUACACUUGACCUCCAUAGGGACUUCAGAGCUUACUGGUCUGGCUGGCAGUCUGGUUAACUGGAUCUGUGCAGAGGAUGUCAGUUUUGCGUGGAAUGGUUGUGGGGACGAUGUUGCAGUGAAGCUUUCGGAGGUUUUACCACAGUGUCAAAAGCUCAGGAGACUUGAUUUAGAGUCCAACAGAAUCAGCAUGAAAGGAGCAGAGGCCCUUGCCAGAAGUUUGCAAUCUUGUUCCUCAGUUGAAGUGAUCAGACUGUGGAGGAAUGCAAUCUCCAACAGUGAUGCCCAAAGACUGAGGCAGGGGGAGAAGAGGCUCAACUUCUCCUCCACAUGAGCUUUUCUCAUUAAUUCAGUGACACCACAACAGAUAACUUGCACUAUUAAUAUUAAUUUUAUGCACUUAAGGUGUAAUUUGUUUACAUGUCAUUAGGGACCACAUUGGGAAAAAAAACUAUCAAAUCCAAACCAACAAAAUAAAUCAUUCAGUGGAGGAGAAAUGGUGAACCUUUAUUCCAACCCUGGUAAAAAGAUCUAAAAGGAGAGGAGACGCAUCUGUCUCUGUCUCUCUUCAUUCCUCUUGAACAUGUCAGCCUGUGGUCUCUAUCCACCUUCGUAUUUAUUUUUGUAUUGAUUUUGAAUAUGUACUGUAUUGAUUGUGUUUUGCUAAAUUAUUUAUUAUCCUGCUCGAGCAGAAAGGGUUAAUUAAGUCAAUUAAUUUGAGUGUUUUUCAUCAGCAGAUGAGAGUGAUAGCUUUAUGCUUUUUUUCUUCUAGCUGUCUCAUUUUGUAACAUGUAACUUGAACUAUAGAGUUGUUGUCUUAAUUAUUUUGUUUAUUUAUUUUAGGUAGACUUGAAUUAUUGUUAUUCUGAAGGACUGUAUGGUAUGUGGACUGUGUUUUGACUUGCAACCCAAUUAUUUAUUUCACUAAUUUGUCUUUUAAUUCAAUAAUGUGAGAAGAUCUGAUCUACGUGUAAUUGGUCGAAGGACUAGCUCAUGGAAAACUUUUCAGAAUUAGGAUGCCUGUAUUUUCUUGCAUGGUUUCAUUUAGUUCUUACCAUUUUGUUUACAUUUUCUUAAGCCCUGCUUAAACCUGCCACUAGCAUGUAUCCUCAUCCUUAUGAUCUUGGCCAUGAUAAUGUCUGUUUUCACUACUGAGAUGUGAAUGUGAAAAAGAUAAAGAAAGAGGUUGCAUGCUAGAACCAGGAUCUAAACAGGGCUUUGGAAUGGAGGAUUGUAAUGUUACUCACUGAAUUCAAUGUGGAUUUUCAUUGCUUUUUAAAAAUGUUAUUUGUUAUGUCCUUUUUAUUCUGACAUGCACUCAGGUCUAAUACAGUAGUGUUAGCCAAGUCUUCUUUUUCAUAUUGUAUGCUGUGUAAAUAUUGAGUUUAUUUAUCUGAACUUAACCCUUGAUUUGCAACAUGAUUUUCUUCAGAAUCAGAAGGAAUAAGAAAGAACCUCUGUUUGACUGCAUUUGAAAUGCUUACAAAUGUUGGUUUUCAUCUUUAUUAUAUGUAAUAAAAACAAUGCUCACC